Oncorhynchus gorbuscha (pink salmon) is the source of this 6102-nucleotide messenger RNA. RefSeq names its product protein 4.1-like. Gene Ontology annotation, molecular function: structural molecule activity; actin binding. The transcript has 25 exons. Bases 169 to 2976 code for a protein of 935 amino acids. The record is from RefSeq and is a predicted model, not a curated record. Gene Ontology annotation, biological process: cortical actin cytoskeleton organization. Gene Ontology annotation, cellular component: plasma membrane; cytoskeleton. Lineage: Eukaryota; Metazoa; Chordata; Actinopteri; Salmoniformes; Salmonidae.
UUCCUCAUACUCACUCGAAGCUCGCUCACUCCCUCAUACUGCUGUUCCCCUUAAAGCAGGGAAUAACGACGGGGCGGAGGCACUAUUGGAUUGAUUUGCCCGCGGUGCGCAACGUCAAUGGUCCACACCUGGAUGUGAGUUUGACGGAAAGGUUAAGGAGAGGUUGCUAUGCCAACAGAGCCUGGCCCUGAGUCAGAGGUGAAGAACGCAGUAGAAGUGUCCUCCCAGCAGAAGGGGGCAGCAGCAGGCAUGCAAAACUCUGCUUCAGACGGCAAGAUGGCUAAACAGGACCAGGACUCCAAACUGAUCGACGACCACAGGGAAACAGACGACGUGUCAGAGAAGACCACCCCAUGCAAGACCCCCAAGUCCCCCCAGAAGACUUCCAAACGGCCAAAGACUGUUCCCUUCAAGGUCACCCUACUGGACACCUCUGACUAUGAGGCGGGGAUUGAGAAGCACUGCAAAGGACAGGCGCUGCUGGACAAGGUGUGUGAGCACCUCAACCUCCUGGAGAAGGACUACUUUGGUCUGACAUUCAGCGAGGCGGACAGCCAAAAGAAUUGGUUGGACCCCUCCAAGGAGAUCAAGAAGCAGAUGCGCACUGCUCCCUGGCACUUUGCCUUCUCUGUCAAGUUCUAUCCUCCAGACCCCUCCCAGCUCACAGAGGACAUCACCAGGUACUACCUGUGUCUGCAGCUGAGAGAUGACAUGUUGUCAGGUCGUCUGCCCUGUUCCUUCGUGACCCACGCCCUGCUGGGUUCCUACGCCGUACAGGCCGAGCUGGGAGACUAUGACACCGACGACCAUGGCCCCGACUACGUCAGCGACUUCCGCUUCGCACCCAAUCAGACACGAGAGCUGGAGGAGAGGGUCAUGGAGCUCCAUCGUAACUACAGGGGUAUGACUCCAGCUGACGCAGAAAUCAACUUCCUGGAAAAUGCUAAGAAGCUGUCGAUGUAUGGGGUGGACCUUCAUCAUGCCAAGGAUUCAGAAGGGAUUGACAUCAUGCUGGGCGUGUGUGCCAACGGGCUCCUGAUCUACCGCGACCGCCUGAGGAUCAACCGCUUUGCCUGGCCAAAGAUCCUUAAGAUCUCCUACAAGAGGAGCAACUUCUACAUCAAGAUCCGGCCUGGAGAGUACGAGCAGUUCGAGAGCACUAUUGGCUUCAAGCUUCCCAACCACCGGGCGGCUAAGAGACUAUGGAAGGUCUGCAUCGAGCACCACACCUUCUUCAGGUUAGUGUCUCCAGAGCCUCCUCCUAAGGGCUUCCUGGUGAUGGGCUCGAAGUUCCGCUACAGUGGGCGAACACAGGCCCAGACCCGGCAGGCCAGUGCCCUUAUAGACCGGCCCGCGCCACACUUUGAACGAUCCACCAGCAAGAGGUACCUGCUGUCCCGCAGUCUGGAUGGAGCAGAGUUCUCCCGGCCAGUGUCGGCCAUGUGUGAGAACCAGGAUGGUCUGUCCCGGCGCUGUGUCAGUGAACACCCCAACCUCCACAGCCCCUCUGGGGACGAACAGGAGACUGAACUGGAACCACCCAGUCUAGAGCAGGACCAAGAGGACCAUGAGGAGGUUCAGGAUGAGGAACGGGAUCCUGAGGAAGACCAGGACCAAGAGGAGGCGGGUGUCACCACACCCAGCAAGAAGAAGGAGAUCAAGGAGGAUGCUGGGUCCCCACUUGACAAUAUACAGGAGUUGGACCAGGAGACAACCCCUCGACACAAGGAGUUUUUGGACAAGUCGGAGGAUGUCUUAUUGAAGCACCAGGCCAGUAUCAAUGAGCUGAAGAAAGCUCUGAGGGGACCCAACAGCAAGCUGACGAACCGUGAGAAGCGUCUGUCAGGAACGCCCCCAGGCGGCACGCCCGAGAGGAAGGCUGUGGGGGGCAAGGACCCAGUAAACAGCUUCUCUGUAGAGGGCUUCUUCUUCCAGAAGACUUUGGUGACUUCCCCAGAGGAGCCUCUCUCCACUCUUGCCAUUUAUGAAGAUACAGUAGAUGAUGCCAAGAGGGAACACUGGGAGAGGAGGCCUCGGCCGGGCUCCACCUCGGAGGAAGACCACGAGCGCGACACGGUGGUCUUCAUGAAAGAGACCCAGUUGGGCAUUGAGAGGAAGUGCUCCAGCAUGACGGUCAGCUCCACGUCCAGCCUGGAGGCCGAGGUGGACUUCACCGUCAUCAUGGACCUCCACACGGGCGUGGAGGAUUUCUCCAAGGGCCUGUCUGAGCUGGGGGAGAGGGAGUGGUUGCCCGAGCGGCUGCCCGAGGUGGGCCGGGACGACUUUGAGGAGACCUCCAGGUUCUAUUCGGCCCGUCUCAUGGGCUCCCAUGACAUGUCCGCUGUAGAGGAGAUGCCCCCUGUGCACCGUGAGGAACGUGUGCGCCAUGAGCCCCCAGUAGCCAGGAAAGACCCCAGUGCUGUUAGCGCUGCCCAGAUGCUGAGGAAGGCCGAUACUAAGAUGGAGACACAUACCAAUGGGUCAGAGGUCACCAGCACCAACAUCAUGGACAUGUCCGAGCAGCAAAUGGAGGCUGACAUCAACUGUAACGAGACAAAGGUCUCCAGCAGCCCUGACGUGGCUAAGCCACCAGAGGGCGACGUGAACCAGAACCAGAACCAGGAUGUUGGCAGUAGGAAGGAAGUUCCUCUCCCCAGUAUAGAAAAUGGCUCCCAUGUGAAGGCGGGCACCCUGGGGAGAGAGGCCGUAGUGUCCCCGCUGACUGUCACCGCCGACAAUGUCACCUCAGCAACCACAACUCAAGUUACCAAGACAGUGAAAGGUGGCUACUCCGAGACCAGGAUUGAGAAAAGGAUCAUCAUCACGGGAGAUGAUGACGUGGACCAGCAUCAGGCCCUUGCCAUGGCGAUACAGGAGGCCAAGCAGCAACACCCCGACAUGCUGGUGACAAAAGCAGUGGUUGUCAGGGAAACAGAGUCUCCCACUGAGGAGCAACAUAGAAAAUCAGAGUCCUGAUGACCCAUGGUGGUUCCUGGGAGUGGGGACAGGAGCCCAUCAACUCCCUGACUCCCACUCCACCGUGGCAAGAGGACUACAGUAACCUACCCACAGUGUAUACUACAAUACAAUAGACAGCUCUCCUUGAAAUAAUUUCCGUUUCCUCUCCUGUCCCUUUAGCCAGAACCGACUGUGACGCCGCCUCUGACCCAUCCUCACCCACCAACCACUCUUCCUCUGGAAAAUGCCCUAGAAAAUGCCCGGUGUUUGUACAGUAGACCCCCAUGAGGACUGACUCAUGGUUUGUAAAGAAUAGGGCUACAGGUGUAGGAUCUUAAUUGUUUGUGUCUGUGCACGCAUAAUGAAGUUCCUACACCUGUAUUUGGUCUCAAAUGGGGCUGUUUAGCUCUGGGAUCUGUGAGAGAUCAGUAUAAUGGUUCUGGUAUUUUACAUCCCCAGACAGACCCUGUAUGUACAGUACAAACAUAAUGGCAUGUUAAUGGUUCAUCAGCCCUGAUCAGCAUAGUUAAAUUAAAUUAUUAGCGAUCACGAUGUAAUCCACAAAAAAAACGGAUCGACAUUUCCCCAGAACACAUUGACUUACCUGUAAGUACUGAUCAUUUAUUCUUAAGGAACUCAAUAGCCCACCCCCACAAAUUGCUGUCAUAUAUGGUCACCAUGGAGAUGCCUGCUCUGUGCUGACAUCAUGCAUGAAGCAUGGGGACUGGGUGAGUGGAGUGUGAGGAAGGGGUUUGGGGGAGGGGUGCUCUGCAGGGGCCAGUAGUGAGGGUCAGCCUUUAAUGCUUGUUGUCACCAGCGUGACACAUAUAUAGUCAACAGCUGUCUUACUAGCUUUUUAAACAUUUUUAACAAUAGAACAAUCUAAUUUAAAGUCCAGCGUUUGCUUAUCUUCUGAAAAUAAAAAGAAAUGUGUCGAUUUAGCGUCUCAUACUCACAUGCAUGAUUCUAAGUAGUCGAGGGAAUGAACGAUACGAUACAGAGCUGUCGUGGAACUGACGUCCACAGGAAGUGCUAAAGGAGGAUUCUGUGGAAUAUACUUCUGCGGCGUGUCGACACUGCAUGUCAAACAAAGCUGACGGGCCUAUACUGAUAGGAGAGUCAACGGAAGAAAUACGUGGACAGACACUUCUACAACAUCAAUAGACUAUGAGUUGGGACUCCGCUUGACAUUCAGGGUGCGUUACUACUCCAGGCUCUGACGCUCCUUCUCUGGAUUAUAACGAACAGAAUCCUUCCACACCCCCUUCUGUGCUCCUCUGCUCAUCCUGUUCUCCAUCACUCAUCAUACUGUUAUACUUUUAGUCGCAAAUGCUGGUCGCGUAGGGCAAAAGUCAAAUCAUACCCAUUUCCCCAUGUAGUGCACUACUUUGGUCAAAACUAGUACACUCUACAGGGAAACGGGUGUCAUUUGAGACAAAGCUAUAGUCUGGUCAAAUGAGCAGUUUUAAUAUCAUGUUUUACAGUAUCUAAUUUUAUGAAGUGUGAGGAUAUGUUUGAUUUUGAUUUUUUUUUUUAAACUUUUGUUUUUAAGUUAUGGUGUGUGAGUUCAACAUUUGUAUUUAUAAGAGUGGUGGUGAAUGUGAGCCGGCGGGUUUCUUGCCUUCCCUAAAAAUGAUUAUUAAGUGUGGGAUUCCUUUUUCUGUUACCUUCACAGACAAAGCCUGGAUGCAUAGUGUGACACGUUUUAAGGCCAAACUCCAUCACCUUCGACAGAUAGACAGGCGGUGAACCUGUUCCAGAACACCUAGCAAAGGCCUCCGUAGCCCUGCCUGGCCAAAUCUGUAUACUCUCUGGAUAAUAACUCUGAAGCUAUAUUCAACAGCUUCCGUAUACAUUCAUCAGUCAGUCAGUCUGAAAAAUCAACAGAAACGAUAUGCUUGAACAAACUGUUGAAUAAAUACUAUGCAUUGUUUCCUGUGCGGACUAACUUUGAAAAUAUUACAGAGGAGAACCCCAUUCAUUUUAUGGUGUGCCGCUCUGCUCUCAUCUCCUACAGUAUAUGAUAUUGUUUAUUACAGCGGUCAAGCUUAACUGCUUGUGAGACUUACAAUAACCGUCUCUUUUUGUAGCCACCUCGCUAUUGUAAUCCAUUUAUCAAUCUAUUUAAAAGAGAACUGUGAGCUCUUAUGCAUAUAAAAAGCACUACCAAAACCGUUCCAAGAUGGAGUUGAAUCUAAAGUUGAGUUCUGCCACCGUGUUCCCAUGGCUUUGUUACCGUGCUUGGCCUAGUUACUCCACUCUCACUUCACCCUGAAGUAACGGAGAAGAUCCUUCGGACCUUGUCUUAUCUGCUGUAGAGUUCAGUCGCUGUGAACAGAGUCCCUAACAGUUAUUUUGUAUAUUUUAUUUCAUUUUAUCUGGUCAAAUGACACUGGAUUCAUGUUAAGGCACUUGCUUGCAGUGAUAGGCAGCAACGAUAUUGUUAGGAAUGUGUGUUUUCUCUAUACUGGACACACACCUUUGAAAAUGAUUACUUGCUGUACAGUAUAGACAUUGAGAAAGAAGUUGCUCUGUAUAUCUUGAUGUGCUGUUUUGAAGGGUGGAUAUUGUAUGUAUGAACAUAAAUACUUCUAUGUGUGCAUUUAGUUACAAAUAUACUGGAAGAGUGGUAUGAGGUUGUGCGCAUUUUGUAAUAGAUGAUUCACAAAUGUGCAAUGUUACGACUACAGACUAAGUGUAAGUGCUAAUACAGUGCACUUGUCAUACUGAAACCAUGGAAGUAAUUAUUUAGCCUACCUGUGUGAUCUACUGACAUUUCAGCCAUCCACUCUCCAUGUGGUGUUGAGGUCAUGACCUCUUUUUAGAAGAACUGGGUAAUACUAUAGAUUAGCUAUGAUACACUGUCUCAGUGGUAGGAAUAAUACGAAUUGGAACACAAAUAUAUUGAAGAGCAGAACGAUGACAAACAAUCACAGGCCCCAACAUGACAGACCUAACUGGCUGAUUCCAUAGGCUCACAUGAGGCACUGUCCAUCCCACUCUUCUUCUUCCACCCUUCAAUUCACCUCAACCUGUUCGUUCUACAUUUCCCCUAGUGCUUGGUGGUGUGUGUUUGCUGUAUUUGCGUUCAGUCUAAAUGGAAAACAUACAUACGUAAAUAAAUAAAUGUCUCAAUGCUAUUCA